Molecule: messenger RNA, 525 nt
Organism: Acaulospora colombiana
Lineage: Eukaryota; Fungi; Glomeromycota; Glomeromycetes; Diversisporales; Acaulosporaceae
Source: the annotation of a GenBank genome assembly
AUGCCAACUGGUCAGGUUGUCCGUCGUGAAAAUAAUAAUGCCAAACUAUCAAUGCGUCAACUUUUUAAGCAGAUCGAACCACCUCACGAAGUUCUCAAAGAAAUAUCGGCGCUUAAUCUAGCCAAACCCAGGAGGCAUAAAAUUGGACGAUACGACACCAAAGUGGCGGUUAUUGGAAAGAGAAAGUUAAAACGACAACUUGGGAAAGUUGAAUUCGAAAAAGAUGAGCAUUUGGAGUUACCCCACCUAAGCUUUUUUGCUGGCGCCAAAGUGGCAACUUCGUUUCCACCCGAGAGAGUGCCAGAAAUAGCGUUUGUUGGGAGAUCAAAUGUGGGCAAAUCAUCUUUGAUCAACGCAUUGGCAGAUACCACAGUGGUGAGAAUUUCGGACAAGCCGGGAUUAACGCAACAGAUCAACUUUUUUGCCGCCGGCAACAUAUUCAAUCUGGUCGACAUGCCGGGUUACGGAUUCGCCUACGCGAAAGAAGAAGAGAGAUUGCAAUGGAAGGAAUUGGUUGGUCUUUAA